This is a messenger RNA of Eublepharis macularius, 2528 nucleotides long. RefSeq names its product HNF1 homeobox B (gene HNF1B). The transcript has 9 exons. Lineage: Eukaryota; Metazoa; Chordata; Lepidosauria; Squamata; Eublepharidae. Gene Ontology annotation, molecular function: DNA-binding transcription factor activity, RNA polymerase II-specific; RNA polymerase II cis-regulatory region sequence-specific DNA binding. The coding region runs from base 40 to 1722 and encodes 560 amino acids. Gene Ontology annotation, cellular component: nucleus. Gene Ontology annotation, biological process: insulin secretion; regulation of transcription by RNA polymerase II; pancreas development. The record is from RefSeq and is a predicted model, not a curated record.
GCGCCUCGCCGCAGGUGCCGCCGCGCGGGAGGCGCCAAGAUGGGCUCGCCGCUGAGCCCUCUGCAGCGGGAGCUGCUGGGCGCGCUGCUGGCCUCGGGCGCCACCAAGGAGGGCCUGCUGCGCGCCCUGGAGGAGCUGCUGCCCGGGCCCGCCGGCGUCAAGCUCGAGAGCCUGCCGCUCUCGCCCGCCGCCAGCGCCGCCGCCGGGCCCCCGGCCGAGGCCAAGCCGCUCUUCCCGGGCCUGGCCAACGGGCACGGCCGCGCCGCCGCCAAGCUGUCGGGCGACGAGGCCUCGGAGGACGGCGACGACUUCGACACGCCGCAGAUCCUGCGCGAGCUGCAGGCGCUCAACACCGAGGAGGCGGCCGAGCAGCGGGCCGAGGUGGAGCGCAUGAUCAGCGAGGAUCCUUGGCGAGCCGCGAAGAUGAUAAAGGGUUAUAUGCAGCAGCACAAUAUCCCUCAGAGAGAGGUGGUGGAUGUCACUGGCCUGAAUCAGUCCCACCUUUCGCAACACCUCAACAAAGGCACACCCAUGAAAACACAGAAGCGGGCAGCCCUCUAUACGUGGUACGUCCGGAAGCAGAGGGAGAUUCUCAGGCAAUUCAACCAGACAGUCCAGGGUUCUGGAAAUAUGACAGACAAAACCAGUCAAGAUCAGCUGCUGUUUCUCUUUCCAGAGUUCAACCAGCAAAGCCAGGGUGUGUGCCAGAUAGAUGAUCCCUGUGCCGAAACGCCCAGUAAGAAGAUGCGCCGGAAUCGCUUCAAAUGGGGCCCUGCUUCCCAACAGAUAUUGUACCAAGCCUAUGAACGGCAAAAGAACCCCAGCAAAGAGGAAAGGGAAGCUUUGGUGGAAGAGUGCAACAGGGCAGAAUGCCUCCAACGGGGUGUGUCCCCUUCUAAAGCGCACGGACUGGGUUCAAAUCUGGUGACAGAAGUCCGUGUCUAUAACUGGUUUGCGAACCGGAGGAAAGAAGAGGCAUUUCGCCAGAAGUUGGCUAUGGAUGCCUAUUCUACGGGUCAGCCUCACAGCAUGAACCUUUUGCUUUCCCACAGUUCCCCUCACCACGCUCAGCCUAGCUCUUCCCCCCCAAGCAAAAUGGCAGGAAUUCGCUACAGCCAACAAGGCAGCAAUGAAGUCACUUCCUCCUCAACCAUUAAUCACCAUGGCAACAACGCCAUGGUGACCACCAGCCAAGCUGUCCUCCAGCAGGUAUCUCCAGCAGGUUUGGACUCAAGCCACAGCCUCCUCUCACCGGAUGGUAAAAUGAUUACGGUUUCCGGAGGUGGUCUUCCCCCUGUCAGUACUCUUACCAACAUCCACAGCUUUUCCCAUCACAACCAACAACAGUCCCAGAAUCUCAUCAUGACACCGUUAUCGGGAGUCAUGGCUAUCACACCAAGCCUCAACAGUUCCCAAGCACAGAGUGUCCCGGUCAUCAACAGCGUGGCCAGCAGCUUGGCAGCCCUCCAGCCGGUCCAGUUCUCCCAGCCGCUGCACAGCCCACACCAGCAGCCGCUCCUGCAGCAGUCCCCCAACCCCAUGGCCCAGCAGCCGUUCAUGGCCACGGUAGCACAGCUGCAGAACUCACACAGUAAGGAUCUUGUCAGUGUAUGCACACAAGCAGGAGCCCCCUCAGUAUUCCCACACAUCCCGGUUCCCUUCAGCCAUGGUGGUCACCGAUACCAGCAGCAUCAAUUCCUUAACCAAUAUGUCUUCCAGUAAACAGUGUCCACUGCAAGCUUGGUGAUACCCAGCAUCUUACAUCUUCUGCAUCGGGCAACCAGAAAUUAUUUUUUCCACUACAUCCUGCCGGUAACUGAUAAUGGAGACCUGAGGCUGGGGGUUGCCAUAGCAAAGCUUGAACAGAUCGUCCAGACUCAUCAAAAUGAGGAGCCCAUUAAGCUGAGGACCAGUAACAGAGUUUUAAAAGGCAACACUUUUUGGUGACUUGUAAGGGCAUCCAUCUGGGCCCAGGCCUCAAAGACCAGGCAUCCCCCCCCCGCCCCCCCCAUGCAGUAUUUUCCAAGACUUGUCUUAAGGACUUUGCAAGUAUUUUGCUUCCAGUGGGCAUUUGUCACUUAACAAGAGAAAGAAGAACAAAAUGGAUACUAAAAAGGAGAUGGAGAAAGGGAGCAGGUGAAGAUCAAUCAUAUUUAUGAAGUUACAUUCCUCCACUAAAGCGGACUGGGAAGAGAGAAGUCGGAACUGUUACUUCAGGUUGGGAAGGAGGAACUUUCUGUGCUGUUGAACUGAGCCAAGUGAAUUGUAAAUACAGAGAAAUUCCCCCUCCUCGCUCCCAUCCUUCCUUCCCCCCAGGGUCUACCCACAGAGAUUUAUAUUAAAGAAAGCUAAUGUUAUCCAAUGGAUGUAUACAAAAUUAAGUGCAAUCUUCUCCACCUGUAUAUAGAUCUCUUUUUCUUUCUUUUCUUUUUUUGUAUGGACAGAGUUUAAUAUGCAAUUUUUCCUGAUGUAUUUUGUUUGUUUUUGAAUGAACGGAAGAAGAAAAAGAACCUAGCCAAGAAUGGUAA